UCACACACUUAGGGAGUGGCCGGCAGUAAAACAGCCCUAUCCUAUGGACUGUGCCGCGGGUUCUCUAAAUUAACCCAAUACAGCCCGGCCUCUCUGUGCGAAACAAAAACCCUCUCUUACUUUCACUUUCAAUUCCAGCUGCCGAGGGACGAGACUACCUUGGGGGCCACUACUUAGGGGGACAUGGGGAAGACGGUGCGAGACGUCCUGGUCCAGGCUCUGGAGAACCUGGAAAAAAAAUCAUUUAAGAAGUUCAAGAACAAGUUAAAUGACUGGGAAAUCAAGGAAGGGUUCAGCAGGAUCCCCAAAGGUAAGCUGGAGGAAGCCGACCCCGAGGACGUGGCUGAUCUGAUCAGAAGAUACUACAAGGAUUUCUAUGGGAUUGAGGUCACCCUGGCUGUUCUAGAAGCCAUAGAAGAGAAGACGGAGGCUGAGGAGCUCAGGAACGGCGUAAAGACCGUGAAUGGCGGGGCCGUCCAGGAGCCCAGCUCGGGGGCAGAUCAGGGAGCCACGUCCAGAGGUGAGCAGAGGCCUGAAGGCUCCUUAGAAGGUCUCCCGAAUCCUCAGUAUAAUCCAAUAGACACGAAGCAUUUUGUGGAUCGGCAUCGCGCUGCACUGAUAUCACGGGUGGUUCUGGUGGCUCCGAUCAUAGAUGACCUCUAUGGACGACUACUAACACCUGAAGCCUAUGAGACCGUGCGCAGCAAGGCGACCUCUUCGGAGCAGAUGCGGGAGCUCUUCCGUAAUGUGGAAUCCUGGGGAAACGAAGACAAGGAUCAGUUCCUGAAAUCUCUGAGAAAACAUAACUCUCCGCUCAUCAGGGAUCUUGAAGCAAAGAAAUACUACAACCCCAGCAUAAGACAGCUGCUGCCCUGUGUGUGUGGAGGAUCGCCCGGCGGACAUGGCAGAAGCUACUUGCAGACCACGGGAUUACAACGUCCAGGAGCAGCAGCAGCAGGUCCUGGAUGUCCUUGCCGAGUACAAGAUGGGGAGCAUUUUGUGGACAGACAUCGAGCUGAGCUGAUAAGACGGGUGAAGCUGGUGGAUCCGAUCCUGGAUGAUCUCCAUCAGCAUAAGCUGCUGACAACCGAGGCCUAUGACACCGUGCGCAGCAAGGCGACCUCUCAGAGGCAGAUGCGGGAGCUCUUCCGUCACGUGGAAUCCUGGUGGAAUAAAGACAAGGAUCAGCUCCUGGAAUCUCUGAGAAAAAAUAACCAACCGUUCAUCAGGAAUCUGGAAUAGGAUUGUGAUUAGAGAGCUAGCUCCUCUGGUCAGUGCUUCAAGGCAGCGGUUAUAAUAAACGGGUAUGUCGGCGCUCACGGCUGUCUUGGUGUUUGUGUAUAUCGAA
Bufo bufo (common toad) is the source of this 1348-nucleotide messenger RNA. Its product is annotated as apoptosis-associated speck-like protein containing a CARD. Bases 184 to 1242 code for a protein of 352 amino acids. The transcript has 6 exons. The record is from RefSeq and is a predicted model, not a curated record. Gene Ontology annotation, biological process: innate immune response; inflammatory response; regulation of apoptotic process. Lineage: Eukaryota; Metazoa; Chordata; Amphibia; Anura; Bufonidae.